AUGGCGAUAUUAGAAACUCGUAGACAAAAACAAACUGUCAUUGUCAUUGGGGUUUAUGGUUUAACCAUAUAUACACUUUACAGCACUUUCAGGCAGUCACAUUCUUUUGUGCAAUGGACAAUUAAAUUAAAUCAAGGUUUCAGUUUUAUUAUUCUAUCUGCGUUUAUGUUGCUAAAUUUCCUAUUAAUUUGGCAAGGGUUGACUACACUGUUAUUUGGUGAAUUACGAAUCAUUGAGCAGGAACAUAUCUUUGAGAGAUUACCAUUAAUUGUAAUACCCAUGAUUAUGAUUGUAUCGCAAUUUAACAGUUCACAAAUGUUUAAUGUCCUGCUGUUCAGUGUCGGAUUCUUGAUUAUGCAAGUGUUUACCUGGAUAUUAAAAGAUAGAUUAGAGGGACUUCUGCAAACAAUUAAUGAGCAUACCACUCUCACCAAAUUGGUGUUCUCUAAUUUUAUGAGAAAUAUGAUCAUUUUUGCAAUUUUAAAUUAUUUCACUACAAAAUAUACAUUCUUUGAUAAUUUGAAACCAUUUUAUAAAGAUAUUAAUUCAGUCAAUAUUAUAUCGAUUACGUUUGGUUACAACUUCGCUUCUAUCCUUAAUCAAUAUUUGAAUCUUCUAUUUCAUACCAUAUUGAAUUUUUAUGCAUUUUAUUACACUAAUUCAUCUAGACAUCAUAAUCAACAUAAUCACCAUAUUAACCUUAAUUCAGAUGAGAUUGAAAGUUCUGAUGAUGAUGACGACGAUGAUGAUGAACGAGAAUUUGAAGGAAAAUUCAUGUAUGAGAAAUAUAUCGAUGUUAUUACGAAACUUUUUGAUGUUAUAUUGGAUUUAACAUUUGGUAUCCCAUUUAAAUUCAGGACUUUUUAUAUUAAGGAUUUAGUGAUGGAUACUGUAAUCUUAGUGAAAAGAAGUGUAGAUAUAUAUAAGAUGUGGAAAAACAAUAAGAAACUGAGUGAUAAACUGCCUGAUAUUAUACCAGAAGAUUUAAUUGACCAUGAUAACAUCUGUAUUGUAUGUAUGGACAACUUAUUAGAGCACACACAUCAAAGGAAACAUAAAAUUGAAGUUCCUAAUGAGGAUCAAGAAAUUUUAUUCACACAAGAAGAUAUUAAAUCGAUGAAUAAAAAUAAGAGACCCAAAAUCUUGCCCUGUGGCCAUAUGUUACAUUUUUCAUGUUUAAAACAUUGGAUGGAGAGAUCACAAACCUGUCCAACUUGUAGAUUACCUGUAUUUGAUGAAAAGGGGAAUGUAAAACCUGUUCAACAUCAUAAACCAUAUCAAAGGAACUCGACAAUAAAUCCUCAGUCUCCAACACCGACCCCGACACAAGAUACUCAUACCUCUAAUCGCUCGGUAGAAUCUUCUAUUUCUGAUAUCGAUAAUAUGACUGGUUCCAAUAAAACUACACAUUCAGGAUCACCCUCACCAACAAUAUCGACAGCCACAGAAGAAGCACAAAGAAAAGAAAUAUCUCCAAUCUUAAAUAGAAGGAUGAUGGAAACAAGACAAAAAAAUAAAUCAUUAAAAUAUGGUGAAUGGUCGGUAUUUCAGGUAAAAGAAAAAAAUGCAGAUGGUUCAAACAUUAAAUUUGAAGUAAAAGAUGAUAGUUCAAAUACAACACAGGUUGAAUUAAUCGUUACACCAAAUGAAAAUCUUCAAAAUUCAAUCAUUACUAUCCCAGACACAUACCUGGAAGGUAGAAGACAUAUUUAG
This is a messenger RNA of Arxiozyma heterogenica, 1713 nucleotides long. RefSeq names its product E3 ubiquitin-protein ligase HRD1. Bases 1 to 1713 code for a protein of 570 amino acids. NCBI's taxonomy places the organism in Eukaryota, Fungi, Ascomycota, Saccharomycetes, Saccharomycetales, Saccharomycetaceae. The transcript has a single exon. The record is from RefSeq and is a predicted model, not a curated record.